Messenger RNA from Debaryomyces hansenii CBS767, 669 nucleotides. RefSeq lists its product as uncharacterized. Lineage: Eukaryota; Fungi; Ascomycota; Pichiomycetes; Serinales; Debaryomycetaceae. The transcript has a single exon. The coding region runs from base 1 to 669 and encodes 222 amino acids. The record is from RefSeq and is a predicted model, not a curated record.
AUGAAGAGAAAAUGGGCAUCAAGUGAUAUUGAAAAGAUCUCUGAGAAAGUAUAUAAGAAUCAAUCAUUGCAAAUUUUGCAAGUCCCCACAUUUAAGGUACAGAAGUAUAAUGUCCAACAGUUGAACAAAUUACAGAUCCCACCGACGUUAGAAUCAGUAUCAGAAUCGCCGAAGGCAACUGCGUGGGUGAGUGAUUUGUUACAUUCUAUGUUCAAUCUGACAGACGAGAUAAAAUUUGAUGAUCAAGACGAACCAUGUACAAAUGGAAAUAACGGAGUAAAGGUGUUAGUAUUUUUGGGUGCAAUGGGCAAAGAGUACAUAACGUCGAUCAGGGGACAAUUGGAACAUUAUGUGGACUCGAUGAUUUUUAUUUCUUCUAGUUUGAAACUAGACUCUUGUGAUGCUGGCCACCAUUCCGAUGAUCAGCAGUGUUUACAAUUAUCGACAUAUUUCGAAUUGAUUGAUCCACUAGGAGGGGGAGCAUACCCAUUAGACUACUUAGUAGUAGUCGACUCUCAAGAUUAUAUAAGAUGUAGAAUACCUAUACGGAUAUGUCGUAACAAUUUUCACAGUCCACAUGAAAAAUUUGGCGUUGAUUUGGAAAGGCUUCCUAGCUUGAUUGAAGAGUAUAUGCAGCAUUUUAUGUCUAUUCUGGCAAUAACAUAUUAA